AGUUUCGCGUUGGCGGGCAGCCUAUACAGACCACGAAUAAUCUUCUGGUGGAUGGUUGAGCAAAAAGCCAACAAGAAGAACUACAGCAGAACAAAAAAUCGCGCGCGCGACGUACUUUUGUAUUGGGAAACAACACGUAAUCACCGGGUGCCGAAUACUUUGAGCAAUUCGCAACAAAAAAAAAAUCGCAUGUCGAGAAUCGUUCGUAUUGAGUUGACUCGAGUAGAAACGAUUCGGAGUGCGAUUGCACCACUGGAUAGUUCAAGCACUCCUCAUUCCGCUGGUUUCAGUUUGGUUUCGGUCUGUUUCUUUGACCUCCAAUCCGGUGUGGCAUCGAAGAAAGCCCCAGAGACCAAUUUAGCAGCGGAAACAGUGUAAGACGCAAAGGUGAAAGAUUGAAGUGAGCAGAAAAUUUGCAUCCUGCGCAAAGAACGUUUGAACGUUGUUGUGCAGCUGUUUGGACCGAGAAGAAGAUUCAGAGUUGUCGAAGAAGCGUGUGGUGAGUUCAUCCGACAAGAAUUUCCGUCCGCGAUUCCUCAUCGUGCACACAGCUGUUGGUAAACUAGUUAGAAGAAAGCAACUUUUGAGGCUGCACUCUACAGCCUAACCUACCUUACGAAAGUUCUGCCUAUGAUCCAUCACGGUGAUCCAACCGAUAAUCCAACAAACUGUUAUUUACACUGGAAACAGUAGUUGUGCAGCAAAUGCCCGGCUUCCAAUCUUGAUCUCGUGGACACGUUUAUUUUGUUCUGUUACUCGUGUUUGGUUUAUAAUAACCGGCGCGGUCUUUGGCCUGAGUUGCCUAUUGCCAUCUCCGUUCCUUGAGAAGCGUGCUGAGGAAGGCAGAAGAAAGCAGUGUCAGUGACAGCGCCAAGAUCUCACACGGUGUGCAGCCAGCUGGAACUUCAACCAGCAGAACGUCGAACGUCGUUUCUCGUGGGGUUAACCGAAACUCGGAACAGCCGGUCGAAGUUCGUGGGUUGCGGAUUUUGGGUUAAUUUGCAUGCUAAAGAAGAGCAGAGCCAGUUUUAGCAGGUUCGGAGCUUUUGUGACGGUGAACUUGUGUGAAGUGUUGAAAAAGUGUAUGUGGAUUUGGCGAGAUUGUUGCCCCCUCGAGCAGUGAAUUGUGACGAAUCCGAUUAGCACCGCAAGAGAAUCGCUACAAGCGAAAGCCGUUCAGUCGUAUAAGACUUGUCAAGAUUUCAAUCAACACGUCCUCAGAAUAACGGACCCACGUCUGAUUCUGCGAAGAACCUAUUAAGAGCAGUUCACCCACUUCAGAAAAAAAAUAAGAAAACCAGUUUCAAAAGGCAAUCAUCUUGCCAGAGGAAAUUUCGGUGAACACGCACAGCCACCAGCUCCAUCAACCCGUCCUAGCACCUUCCCGACCAAAAGUGGAAAAAAUAGAUCAACCAACAUGGAAGUGGCUGCAGCAGCAUCUUCGACGCCGACAUCGGCGGGCCUAGCCGGGCAAGUGGCGGCACUGAGGGGCGGUCCCUUUCAAAGGGAGGUACGCGAGUGGCAACAUGUCGAUCCAAAUACGGGAGCCCUGCUGACAGGCCGGCUCGAAGCGGACCGCUGGGUCAACGGACCCUUGAACAGCUAUGGAAAGAUGGUUUCACACAACCUGUCCACGCCGGACGGUAGCACCCAGCACACGCAGAAAAAGCAGAUGGAAAUCCUUCAAGCCCGGACAGCGUCCGGUUCGCUUCAGGUGGUCCGCGCCCAAACCGUACAGACAACUUCGUCACGCUGGUCCUCCUCCACACUGCAUUCCGAGAUCUGCAGCAAUGGUGUCAGCACUAGCACCACCAGCACCAGCAGUAGCAGUUUUAGCAAUGGACACUCCAUUCCAGCCAUCACCGCCAAUAGUACGAGCAGUAGUCACAGAACCAGUGCACUAACGACCAAUGGAUUCUCGAGUCAUCACCUGCAGCAACAGUUCCACCGUCCAGCGGUCAUAAAUUCUAGUAGAUUAUUGAGCUCAACAUCAUCCACCUCCAACACCAACGGCAGCAUCCUACACACCAGUUCUCUGCACCAGAGCCCACAACCGCUCGCAUCAUCAAACGGUACAACGGUCGCAAAAAUGCCAUCUUCACUUGCAUCCACGCUGCUGCUGCAGUCAAAUGGACCUCCACCAACUUCCAUCCGCAGCAAACAAGUGUUUCGCAGCGGUCAAAUGGACGUAGGCGGCCCAACUGGAGGAGGUGACAGUUUCACAAGCCAUACUCGCCAACGGCCACUGGAUUGGUUCGAUAAGUUCAAAGAUAUCAGCGUGAAGGACGAACCGGCCGAUGCAGACAGCUUCCUUACCCGUGGCAAGAGCGUUUCGAUCGAGGAUCUAUCCACCGAACGUGACGAAACCAACUUCGAUGACGACGUCGAACCCACGCAGUGGAAGCGAGUCAGCAAAAUCCGACGCUCACUGCAGUUCCCAAGGAAAACCGCACCAAAAAUCAGCACUCGUCCGGCAGAUCUUCCGGAGAACUCCGUUAGCGUUUCGAAAAUUCGACAAGAGUUGGAAAACGGUCGCCGCCUAAAUACAGCCAUGAGGAACAAUCACAUCGACUUCGUAGCACUGGACAACAUCCUGAACAGUGUAUCGGAAUCGUGUCCUUCGAAAGCGGAAGCUCCUCGUACACCCACAACUCCAAAAGCUAACACCACGUCCUUCCUCACAGCCGAAUCACUGAAAGAAAUUCGCGGAAAACUGCGGAGGUUGAGCAACGAGUCCCUUUACCGGGACGAUAUGAGCCCAGGCGAUGAUCGUAAAGAAGAUGAUGAUUCAGUCACAAUAACCGAAGUUGAGACGAGAAUGGGUCACCUGCAGACAAGCAGUUCAUCGGAUUCGUACAAAAGUAACAGCUUGGAAUCCACGAGAAAAGGAUCGACCGAUAGCAAUUCGGAAGAUUGGCACUCGAGACGGAAGUCCUACGGAUUCGAACGGAUGAGUCAUCCGUCCGAUUUCAUGGCUAAGAUGGACUCAUCGACGGACAGUGGUAUUGGAAGGUCUACCGACCUCAGUUCUAGUUGGUCCAGUGGAGGUACAGAUAACACAGCAGCAUCCAGAGGAACGGUUGUUACUCUGGGUGACCAGAAGGAAAAAUCAAACAAUCCGGCGAUGGUGAUCAAGAUCACGAAUGAAAAUCAAGAAAGUGCGAAAACGAGUUACAAAGAGGAAGAGAUCAAACGGCACUCGAUAGCUGUGGAUGAAACCAGCUACGUACGAGACAGCUUGAAAACCAUGUUCGAGAAAAAGACUUCGGUUAGUGUGAACGGAUUCAGCCAGAUCUUCCUUGAUGACUUGAGCAAAAACAGGAAAAAGGUGGAAUUUUGUAAAACAGAAGUUCAUUUCACCGCUGAUUCCGGCCGGGUUAACAUAGUUGAAACGGAUGAGAAACCUCCACCAACAAAUAACUUUCGACGCAGACGCAGGUCUUCCGGUGGAUCAAUAGGGUCAUCUUACCUUCAGGCUAUAAGCUCUGGAGUUCCAGUGACACAUUUCGGAGAUUUGGAGAAAGGAGUUAACGAAGCAGAUCUGAAGGACAACCCGGUCUAUGCGGCACCGCCAGUAGUCACUACAACGGUCGGCCGUCCCGAGCCAAGUCCCCGCAAGGUAUUCACAACCUCUGACGACAGUGAUGGACAGUCCGCUGAUGAUAUCUCGUUACGAGGUAUUCUGAAGAACAAGCCAGUAAAGCCGAAGCCUUACGUUCUCGGUGAGAAUUUGGAGAGUAGUGAUAGCUUAUGGGGAGUCAAACUGCGACCGGUGUCCACGGAGUUGAACUACUGGAAUGAAGAGACUGAAGAAAAACCUCAGACUACGGAGGAGAAGGAGGUGACAUCCAGCGGAAACUUCUCCACAAAAAUUAACCUCUCGCAACCGGCUCCAAGUUGGACACCUGACGAAUGCCCUGAAUCGAACCCGAAGUCCACGACCAAAAUCCUGAUUGAUAUGACGAAGUCCUCCAAUGCCUCGGAACAAGAGUCCGACCAGCUCAAAUCCACUUCGCUCAUAAUGCGCACGUUACGUUCGGCAAACCAGUUUGACGAAGCUAUGCAAAAAUUGGAAACUGCACGUCGGGAGUCUCUCGACAGCAAUGGCGGAGAUGAACAUCGUUCAGCUUUCCAAUUGAUCUCAAGCACAAUUGCCAAGUCAAACUCAGCCAGUAGUAUCUUCAAGGAUACGCCGAAGCUCAGGGUAGCGAAAUACGCUGCCUCCCUAGAUGGAGACUUAGACGACGAUGAGUCUCGGUAUCAAGUACCGAUGCCCGCGGCCAGACGAAGUUUCACCAACGAAUCUCGGCUGUUAGACUUUGAAGCCUACAUUAGCAAGAAUAGCGUCCGCCGAUCAAGCACGGACGAAUUCUCGUCGGUCAGUAUGGUCUCGAAUGUCACCGCCAAACCGGUGGCAGCUCCAAGGAUGAAGAAACUCGGAUCAAACGUACUGAGCCAUCAGCUGACGCAGCUGAAGAGGCUGUACGACGCAGCCGAGCAAUACGACAGCGAUGAUAGCGCCAAAGCCGACGAAGAGGUCAAACUGUAUUUGGGAAAUCUGGCCGGCGGAAGCGUUAGCGAAGAGAAAGGAGGCAGUGAGCUUUCUGGCAGCUGGAGUCGUAUCAAAGCGAAACGAAACAUUCAAAAGUAUCGCGAUCAGGAUGUGAAGAUCACCGUCAACUCCACCUCAGAAUUCGAAAUCGUCAAACCUUCAUCAAAUGGGAUUUCUACAACCACAAUCACUAGUGAAAAACAAUCCAAAACCAGCAAUAUCAUGUCCAUUGCCCUGAAAAGCCCUACGCCAACAAAGAAACAUACAGCUCCUAGUCCAGUGAAAGCAACGCAACCACAAUCGAUCGAACCCACGCAAUCGCUAUCGCCGCACUUUAAGCGACACAUUUCGAACGCAGCGAGCGAUACAACGAACGGCACAGCACGAAACGAAGAACGGGCCUCACUUCGGCUGUCGUCCGGUGCACGACAGCUCCGUGAGCAUGAACUAUCGUUCUUCGGUGUCAACAGAAAACAAGAACCGGCGAAAUCAUCGAACACGACCGCGUCGAGUUCGACCAAACCCGCAACGAAUACUACGUUUACGCGAUCAACGACCCUCACCUCGUCGUUCAUCAAACGAAACUCGAUCAACAUGAACCCACUGUCAACGUCCACGUCCACGGCUUCGACUUCAUCUAACUCAACUACUAAUCCGGCUAAACCGCACACUACGGCCGCACCAACGACGUGGCAGCUGACGAACGACAAGCCUGACCUUCUACGCCAUAGUCAACGGGUGGACGCUAUUAAGAAAACUACUAGUACUUCUUCAACUGCAACAAGCCUAGGAACCAGUACUUCCACCAUGUCUUCGCUAGAUCCACACUACGAAAACCUGAACCUAGUCAAACCGACAGCUAUGGCAAACUCAACCGUUCCUUCAUACGACCGCAAACAAGAUCUGAAGCGGGACGAACAAAUUCUCGAGGAGCUUACGCGCGCCGCUGAUGAGAUUCUGAAUGUUGUUAACAACAUGUCGAAUGCUGAAAGCACCGAAAGUAUCCUCAACGAGCAAUACCGGGGUUCGGGUGGUUCAGGAGUCACGCUUGGCACCAUACGUGAGUGUUCUACGACUAACAAGAUCAUGCGGUCACGUGGCGUCCAGGUGUCGAAAAACUUCGACGACAGCCUGAAGCGCCAUCAACGGUCCACUCGGGUGUCUUCAGCGUCUUCAAACGAAAGUCUUCAACGACCGUCUCCCACCCGAACUAGCACUGCCAACACAUCCCUUCGUACCGGUCAACAUCCACCGGAAACUCGCAGCACUACGACAGGAAGCGGUCGCCGUAAGCUAACCAGUUCAUCGACCGAAUCACGUCGACUGAUCCGGAUGUGCAGUAAGGAACGGCUCCAUCAAUCGAAUGCCAGCUCGUCUGAAGACCUACCCAACGCUGCAUCCGUGGAACCUCCUCGGCGACCUCGUCGCACGCGAUAUCACUCCAGCCAGACAGGGGAAAAGAGUGAAAAGGAUAGCCCACGGUUGAGCGCUUCAAAGACCUCCACUUCCGAUAGCCGCCGAAGUGAUGAACGGUUAUCCAGCCGGUCUCAUCGCAGCGAACGCUCAUCCACGAGAACAAGCAAAGGCCCCACUUCCGGCACCCUGGCGUCGAAUGGUGUCAUUCCGACGGCGGGCGUCGAACAGCAGCACCGCAUCCGCAGCAAAUCCGGGGCCUCCGUUCUGCAGACUACAUCAUCCAAGAAACAUCAUCGGUGAGACUCAUUAAACCCAUCAGUGAAUUGCCCAUGAGAGGCAAAACUACAGAACAGUAUACAGUGCACAUACGCAAAAACUAACACGGAUCUCGAAAGGAAAAGCAAUGAAUGGAGUAUAAUUAAUCAGCGAAUUCGAAACCCCCCAUAGCCGAAAGGCAUCGAUCAAAACGAUCGAAUCCCGCAGAACGCAGAAACGUCUACUAUAUUAUUAUUAUUAUUAUUUUGCCUUACAAAAGCAUACGAAACAUGUCGCUUGUGUUCCUACUACGGUUUGUUUUUUUUUUUUGUAAUUAUGAUUUUCGCUAAACGGCGUCGAACGAUAUUAGUCACUUUUGCGUUCGACCACGGCUUGAAGCUACACAGAAUCGAUUUGCUUUGGUAUAAUCAUGAAUGGUUUUACUUUCUGCAUUAUCGCGCUACUAAUCUAUAAUAGAAAAAAAUGGCUAAUUUUACAGGACGAAACGUUCGGAAGAAGAUUGAUCAUAGGCUUGUGUAUAACUUAAGGUUUCAAAGAAAGGUGUUUAUUAGUCACAAAACACGAAGACAUGGCACAGUUUUUUUUUCGUUUUUUUACAGUAUACAUAAACAAUUUAACCUUCUCUCACGAUUAAACUCUACAGCAGAAAAGUCAUAUACUAUAUUUAUACAGAUUUAUGGUUCAACAGAAUAAAACAAAAUAAU
This is a messenger RNA of Aedes aegypti (yellow fever mosquito), 6948 nucleotides long. Its product is annotated as serine-rich adhesin for platelets. The coding region runs from base 1418 to 6268 and encodes 1616 amino acids. Lineage: Eukaryota; Metazoa; Arthropoda; Insecta; Diptera; Culicidae. The record is from RefSeq and is a predicted model, not a curated record. The transcript has 13 exons.